This is a messenger RNA of Spodoptera littoralis (African cotton leafworm), 1884 nucleotides long. Lineage: Eukaryota; Metazoa; Arthropoda; Insecta; Lepidoptera; Noctuidae. The record is from the annotation of a GenBank genome assembly.
AUGUCUAGUGUGGGCAGCUAUGGAGUUGGUGACCAGAGCAUAGAAGCUCCGCCGUAUUCGCCCAUAACACCGUGCAUGAAUACAAUUAACUGUGGUGAUGGUAAUAAUGCUGUGGUGGAGGUUCCUUCUACAACACCGCUUAUGGCCGGGGAGAUGAGCAUUGAAGCCCCCGCUUUUUCUCCGUUAACUCCAAUUGCUAUUCCAUCAUUACCUCUGCCGUCACCAAUGCCUCAAAUGUCUCCAAAAACUAGAGAACUAUUAAAUGUCUUAGAAGGAUGUGAAGAUUUUGACAGUGAUGAUUCCGUGCAAGACCCUAACUAUGUAAUUGAUGGUUUCGCUGAAGCAUAUUCUAGUGACGAUAGCUCGAACAAAUCAGCGUCCAUAAUUACGACACAAGUAACUAUCCACGGUGAAUCUUCUAGUGUCAAAACAAAAAAUGUAAUAUCAACCGGUUUUCAUGACGAUGGACAGCCGCAGACGAGUAGUAGAGUAGAUUUGGACCAGGUAACUGCUAUUGGUGAAGAACCUAUGCCACUGGAAAAAGAAAUACCUAUGAAUGAAGGAAUACAAGGCAGGCCUUCAAAAGGAAGGAAAAGAAAAUUUGGCCAAAUGACUAGAGAAGAAAGGAAACAAAGAAAGUAUAAAAACUUAUCUUACGUUAAUUAUAAGAAAAAAGAAAUCUAUACUGAAGAAGCACAUUCAGCUGGCAUUAAUGUCUUAUCAUAUCCAAAAGUAAAACAAAUUUUCUUAACCAAAUUUAAUCUUCGCACCAAACCCCUAAAUAAGGAUACUUGUAACAAAUGUGACUUUUACGAAAAUAAAAAGAAUUUGAUAACAGAUGAAGAAGCAAAGAAAAAGAUUAUAGAAGAACAUAAUGCCCAUCUUAAAACUGCAGAAGAUCUUAAAAAACGACUGAAAAAUGACAUGGCUCUCGCAAAAACUGAUCCCUACACAGAAACAAUUACAUACGAUUUAGAAAAAACGUUGCCACUUCCACGCAUUCCUACGAAUAUUGUAUUUUAUAAGAGACAGUUAUGGAUGUACAAUAUGGGCAUACAUACGGGAUCAGAUGAUCAAGGGCACUGUAACAUUUGGGUAGAAGGUGAAGCUGGGAGAGGCUCCCAAGAAGUAGGUUCUUGUCUUAUUAAGCACCUGUCGGAAAGAUUGAAAGAAGGAGUGACUAAUCUUAUUUUGUGGAGCGAUUCUUGUGGCGGGCAAAAUAGAAAUAUUAAGCUCACACUUAUGCUUAAAGCUUUUUUGAACGAUCACCCAACAUUACAGCAAAUUUUUAUUAGAUUUUUAGAGUCUGGACACAGUUUCUUGCCCAAUGACACUGAUUUCGGGAAAAUAGAAUGUGCUCUGAAAUACCAACAAAGAGUUUACCUACCCGAAGAUUAUAUGAACACAAUGAGAACUUGCAAAAAAAAUAAACCUCUUCAAGUGCACAGAAUGGAAGUCAAAGAUUUUCUUGGAUCAGCUAAUCUUGAAAAAGCAAUCACUAAUAGAAAAACAUCUAUUACUGGCGAAAAAAUUUCUUGGCUUAAAACCAAAGAAAUUUUAUUAAAAAAAGAAGCAAUGUUUUCGUUAUUUAUGCGAAAAAAUUUAGAGGAUGAUUAUGAAGAAGUUGAUCUGAAAAAACGGCAACGUGGAAGACAACCCUUCAUUUCCAGAGAUAUGAUGAAUUUGCUUUGGCCAAAUGGUAAACCUAUAGCAGCUGCGAAAUUGAGCGAUAUUAAAAGCCUUAUGCAUUUGAUUCCACGUGAUGCUCACACAUUCUACAAAAAUCUGAGAGGUGACAAUAAUGUAGAAGACGAUAUUGAUGGGUUUGGUGCUGAACCUGAUUUUGAGAUAGAGUAUGAAGCUGAGGAAAGCGAUGCUACUUAA